Camelina sativa (false flax) is the source of this 1304-nucleotide messenger RNA. Its product is annotated as putative leucine-rich repeat receptor-like protein kinase At1g35710. Gene Ontology annotation, biological process: protein phosphorylation. NCBI's taxonomy places the organism in Eukaryota, Viridiplantae, Streptophyta, Magnoliopsida, Brassicales, Brassicaceae. The record is from RefSeq and is a predicted model, not a curated record. Gene Ontology annotation, molecular function: protein kinase activity; ATP binding.
AUCAUAACUCAGCUACUUGCAGAGCCUCGACAAGCUCGACCUCUCACACAACAAUCUUUCAGGUAUCAUUCCAACAAGUUUCAAGGUCAUGAAAGCGCUGACAUACAUCGAUAUAUCAAACAAUCAACUCGAGGGUCCACUUCCAGACAAUCCAUCAUUUCGAAACGCAACAGCAGAUUCAUUGGAGGGAAACAGAGGCUUAUGCAGUAAUAUUCCUACACAAAGGUUGAAAUCAUGCCCUAUUACUUCCCGAGGGAAGAAUGGCUUCCUUGUGUUUUGGAUCCUAGGAGCACUCGUCAUUCUCUCUAUAUGCGCAGGGAUAUUUACCUACUACCUUCGGAAACGAAAACAGAAAAAUGGAAACAACAACUCAGAUGAUGAAACUGGAGAGACUUUGUCCAUCUUUUGCUAUGAUGGCAAAAUCAAAUACCAAGAUAUCAUCCAAUCCACACACGAAUUUGAUCCAAGAUACCUGAUCGGAAUCGGAGGAUACGGCAAAGUCUACAAAGCAAACCUCCCAGGUGCAAUCGUAGCCGUUAAAAAGCUACACCAGACGAUGGACGAAGAGAUGUCAAAGCCGGUGGUGAAACAAGAGUUCCUAAACGAGGUAAGAGCAUUAACAGAGAUCCGUCACCGCAACGUGGUGAAGCUCUUCGGCUUCUGCUCCCACCGCCGCCACACUUUUCUGAUCUACGAGUACAUGGAAAAGGGAAGUUUAAACAAAAUUUUAGCUGACGACGAAGAGGCGAAGCAGCUCAACUGGACCAAAAGGAUCAACAUCAUGAAAGGUGUGGCGUACGCGUUAUCGUAUAUGCACCACGACAGCUCAAUUCCGAUCGUCCACUGUGAUAUUAGCAGCGGCAACAUCCUUCUCGAUAAUGAUUACGAAGCUAAGAUCUCCGAUUUCGGCACAGCGAAGCUUCUCAAAAUGGAUUCCUCCAAUUGGUCCGCCGUUGCCGGAACCUACGGCUACGUCGCUCCAGAAUUGGCUUACACGAUGAAAGCGACGGAGAAAUGCGAUCUGUAUAGCUUCGGAGUUCUGACGCUGGAAGUGGUAAAGGGGAAACAUCCGGGAGAUUUGGUCUCGACUUUGUCUUCGCUUCCGAGAAAAACUCUGUCGCUAAGAAGCAUUUUCGAUGAACGAUUACCGGAACCAGAGGCAGAGGUUAGAGAGAAGCUCGUGAAGAUGGUGGAAGUGGCUUUAUCGUGCUUACAAGCAGAUCCACAAUCUCGGCCAACAGUGUUAUCAAUUUCCACAGCGUUUUCUUAGAACUCUCCACCAUCACUUUCUUUAGACUGAACAC